Ochotona curzoniae (black-lipped pika) is the source of this 2907-nucleotide messenger RNA. RefSeq names its product ELKS/RAB6-interacting/CAST family member 2 (gene ERC2). Gene Ontology annotation, molecular function: structural constituent of presynaptic active zone. The record is from RefSeq and is a predicted model, not a curated record. The transcript is spliced from 17 exons. Gene Ontology annotation, biological process: regulation of synaptic plasticity; neuromuscular synaptic transmission; maintenance of presynaptic active zone structure. Lineage: Eukaryota; Metazoa; Chordata; Mammalia; Lagomorpha; Ochotonidae. Gene Ontology annotation, cellular component: cytoskeleton of presynaptic active zone. Bases 1 to 2907 code for a protein of 968 amino acids.
AUGUAUGGGAGUGCAAGAACAAUCACCAACCUGGACGGUAGUCCUGCCAGGUCUCCUCGUUUGCCAAGGUCACCUCGUUUGGGUCAUCGAAGAACAAGUAGUGGAGGAGGUGGAGGAACAGGCAAGACCCUGUCAAUGGAAAACAUCCAGUCACUUAACGCAGCCUAUGCUACAUCUGGACCGAUGUAUCUGAGCGAUCAUGAGGGAGUGGCGUCAACAACUUACCCAAAGGGCACCAUGACUCUGGGCAGGGCCACCAAUCGAGCUGUAUAUGGAGGUCGAGUCACAGCCAUGGGGAGUAGCCCCAAUAUUGCUUCUGCGGGACUCUCCCACACUGAUGUGCUUUCGUACACAGAUCAACACGGUGGUCUGACCAGCUCAUCCCAUCAUCACCACCACCAGGUCCCCUCUAUGUUAAGGCAGGUAAGAGAUAGCACAAUGUUAGAUCUUCAAGCCCAACUCAAGGAGCUCCAGAGAGAAAAUGACCUCCUCCGGAAAGAGCUGGACAUCAAGGACAGCAAGUUGGGAUCAUCCAUGAACAGCAUCAAGACUUUCUGGAGCCCUGAGCUGAAGAAAGAGCGAGUCUUGAGGAAAGAAGAGGCAGCUCGGAUGUCUGUCCUCAAGGAGCAGAUGAGGGUUUCCCAUGAGGAAAAUCAGCACCUGCAGUUGACAAUCCAGGCCCUCCAGGAUGAGUUACGAACCCAGAGGGACCUCAAUCACCUCCUGCAGCAAGAGAGCGGCAACCGGGGAGCCGAGCACUUCACCAUUGAGCUGACCGAGGAGAACUUCAGGCGUCUGCAAGCAGAGCAUGACCGACAGGCGAAGGAGCUGUUCCUUUUGAGGAAGACGUUAGAGGAGAUGGAGCUGAGAAUCGAAACACAGAAACAGACCUUAAAUGCAAGAGAUGAGUCCAUUAAAAAGCUCCUGGAGAUGCUGCAAAGCAAAGGUUUGCCAUCCAAAAGCCUCGAGGAUGACAAUGAGCGAACGCGGAGGAUGGCAGAGGCGGAAUCUCAGGUCAGCCACUUGGAAGUGAUUUUAGACCAGAAGGAGAAGGAGAACAUACAUCUGAGAGAGGAAUUGCACCGAAGAAGCCAACUCCAGCCGGAGCCAGCCAAGACGAAGGCUCUCCAGACUGUCAUUGAGAUGAAGGACACAAAAAUCGCUUCAUUGGAGCGAAACAUAAGGGAUCUUGAAGAUGAGAUCCAGAUGUUAAAAGCCAGUGGUGUGCUGAACACUGAGGACCGUGAGGAAGAGAUCAAACAAAUAGAAGUUUACAAAAGCCACUCCAAGUUUAUGAAGACCAAGAUUGAUCAACUGAAGCAGGAACUUUCAAAGAAGGAGUCGGAACUUCUUGCCUUACAAACAAAGCUUGAAACCCUUAGCAAUCAAAAUUCAGAUUGCAAGCAACACAUUGAAGUGCUUAAAGAGUCGCUUACUGCCAAAGAACAGAGGGCUGCCAUUCUGCAAACCGAGGUAGAUGCACUGAGAUUACGACUGGAAGAGAAAGAAUCUUUUCUCAAUAAGAAGACGAAGCAGCUGCAGGACCUCACGGAAGAGAAGGGGACUCUGGCUGGAGAGAUCCGUGACAUGAAGGACAUGUUGGAAGUGAAGGAAAGAAAAAUCAAUGUGCUGCAGAAGAAGAUUGAGAACUUGCAAGAACAACUUAGGGAUAAAGACAAGCAACUGACCAACCUGAAAGACAGAGUGAAGUCCUUGCAGACGGAUUCCAGCAACACGGACACUGCGCUGGCCACGCUAGAGGAGGCCCUGUCAGAGAAGGAGAGAAUCAUUGAGCGCCUGAAAGAACAGCGGGAGAGAGAUGAUCGAGAAAGACUAGAAGAGAUAGAAUCCUUCCGGAAAGAGAACAAGGACCUGAAGGAGAAAGUCAAUGCUUUACAGGCCGAGCUGACUGAGAAAGAGUCUAGUUUAAUUGAUCUCAAAGAACAUGCGUCUUCAUUAGCCUCUGCUGGGCUGAAAAGAGACUCCAAAUUAAAAUCUUUAGAAAUAGCCAUUGAGCAAAAGAAAGAAGAAUGCAGCAAACUGGAAGCACAGUUAAAAAAGCAAGCUGAGCAGUUGUUCAAUCAGAUGUACAACCCAGCACAUAAUGUUGAAGAUGACUCCAGGAUGAAUCCUGAGUAUGCAGACCGGCUGAAACAGCUGGAUAAGGAGGCAUCUUACUACCGGGACGAGUGUGGCAAGGCCCAAGCAGAAGUUGAUCGGCUGCUGGAGAUCCUCAAGGAGGUAGAGAACGAAAAGAAUGAUAAGGACAAGAAGAUUGCAGAACUUGAGAGCUUGACUCUCAGGCAUAUGAAGGAUCAGAAUAAGAAGGUGGCCAACCUCAAGCACAACCAACAGUUGGAAAAGAAGAAGAAUGCCCAGUUAUUAGAAGAGGUCCGCAGACGAGAGGAUAGCAUGGCCGACAACUCGCAGCAUUUGCAGAUAGAGGAACUGAUGAAUACGCUGGAGAAGACCAGGCAAGAACUGGAUGCCACCAAAGCCCGCCUCGCCUCCACCCAGCAGUCCCUGGCUGAGAAAGAAGCCCACUUGGCCAACCUUCGGAUAGAGCGGAGGAAACAGCUGGAAGAGAUCCUGGAGAUGAAACAGGAAGCAUUACUUGCGGCUAUCAGUGAAAAAGAUGCAAACAUUGCCUUGUUGGAGUUGUCUGCCUCCAAAAAGAAAAAGACGCAAGAAGAAGUCAUGGCCCUCAAGCGGGAGAAAGACCGACUGGUGCAUCAGUUAAAGCAGCAGACCCAGAACCGAAUGAAGCUGAUGGCAGACAACUACAGCGAAGACCACCACCACUACCACCACCACCACCACCACCACCAUCGAUCUCCUGGGAGGUCGCAGCAUUCCAAUCACAGGCCCUCUCCGGACCAGGAUGACGAGGAGGGCAUAUGGGCAUAG